Tremella mesenterica DSM 1558 is the source of this 2094-nucleotide messenger RNA. RefSeq lists its product as uncharacterized. Lineage: Eukaryota; Fungi; Basidiomycota; Tremellomycetes; Tremellales; Tremellaceae. The record is from RefSeq and is a predicted model, not a curated record. The coding region runs from base 409 to 1911 and encodes 500 amino acids. The transcript is spliced from 11 exons.
ACCUCUCUCUUCACAUGUCAUAUCCCUCCCUAACCCUCCCUCUGUCUACUUAAAUCUCUUAUCUCUCAUUUAUACGUAUUCAACCUCAGUCGCCCACACGGCAACCCACAUUCUUUCUUUUCUACUAGCUCGACCUGAGGAAUCUCGCAGGUCGAGCGUUCCUUUCGCACCUACCCUCUACCACCUUUUAACGUUUGACGAGUAACACGAGAUAUUCCAUCGACAACGCUCUCUCUCUCUCUCUCACACACUCACCAUACUCUCAAGUCUACCCGAAGAUCUCACGAGAGCCCACCCUCGUUUCAUCUUCUUACACCCCAAAUCACACAACCCUGAUAGGGAAACAUCCCUCAACCCGACCAACAUUGUCAUCCACCUCAAACCCUUUCCUUGAGUGUUUUACUCUGCAUGAGUUUACACUCAACCCUCGUUUCAGGCCUGCAAGAUCAUUUCAUCCUGACACAACUACAGACGUUGGUUUCGGGAAGGAUGGAUCCUAUCGUUUCUGAAAACGCUGUCAGUCCGCAUGCUCAUACCAUUCUGGGUGGAUCUGCGUUCAGUCAAAACCUGGGUGAUCCAACACAAUCAGCAUGUAGUUCAAAUAUCGUUGGGUCAGAUAAGUCCAACUACUGGUCUCCCCUGCUCUUCUAUCGUUACCCAAACAACACCUACCAACCUAUGCUCGGCGGCGCGCGUAUCUACUAUUUUAUGAAAUCCCCGAAUGUCAAACCUUUUCCACCUGGUUUGCGCAUGAUCACAGGAUCGGCCGUCACUCGAAAUGCGAGCGAUCCGAAGAGUUUGGGAGUAAUGAUUUCCUGUAAUCACGGGUUGCAAACCCAGUAUCUGCCCAAUGCCACCGCUCACCCGAACGGAUGCUCGGCAAUUAGUCUGGGAAUUUUCUUUCCUAGUUGUGGUCUAGCGUCUGGGGAUUUGGAUAGUCCUGAUCAUUUCUCUCACAUGGCAUGGCCACUCUCAUACCUUGGCGGAAAACCUUUCAGCGAUCCUAACGGUGCCACAUGUCCUUCUUCUCAUCCGAUCAAAUAUCCGACCAUAUUCUACGAAUCGAACUAUUACCCCACCCCACAGCAAAAGUGGAGGAACGAUGAGAAUAUCCUUGUAUUAUCUCAUGGUGAUUCUGUUGGAGGUGCAUACCAUGCUGAUUUCCAUAAUGGCUGGGACCAAAAUGUCCUUACCCAGGCCAUUGCCCAAUGUGGGUAUGGCAAAGGUGUAGGGGAGAAUUUAGGAGCGUGUGGACCUUUUAAACCCACUCUAAGUCAGCCCAAUUCAGAGGCUUGCAGGUACCAGAAUCAGAUUCCGGAUGAAGAUAUGGGCUACUGGACCCCCAUCUCCAAACUCCCAGGUUGUAACGGACUCUGGGGCGCAGAACAAGGACCCUCAAAACCGGCCUGUACUUCUCCGGCCCCAAAUCCGUCGUACGUUUAUCCGAAUGUGUACUUUGAGAAUCUCAAGUAUGUUACGCACAUCCCACUAGCCCUUCCCCAGAUAGAUGACACUCAAUCCCUCGAAGGCUGGACCCCGGCGCUCGGUGCAAAAGGUGCCAGUCGUCUCGUACGUUGGGGUUCAGACGGAUCUGAUCAAUCCCUGCUCCACGUCGGUACACAAGCUGAGAUUAUCGCGGGGAGAUCAUCUGGGACUUCUGCCCCGGCUGGCUCAGGAAACGAUUUGGCGGCACCUGUGGAAUCUUCAGGUACGACUAAUUCGACAAGUGUCUCCGCUACACCUGUGAAGGAAGUAUCACACGAAAGUACGACACCGACAGAGACAUGUUCGACAGCUGGGGCGACUUCGACGAAGCAUUUGCCGAAGGUUUGCAAGAAAAAGAACAAACCUUCCAAACGCGAGUUGAGUAACCAUCUUACUCGUCGUCGUUCUCGUCACCUCGGUCAUUGAACGAAAUUUGUACAUAGACUUUUUCCCGCGCUGGACGCAAGAAUGAAGACUCGUGAUUGUUUGGCAGCAUGUUAGUCUGGAAUGGGUCGGAUAAGAAGAGAUUUGAACACCCCGCAUGUCAUUGGUAUAUACCCGGGUAGGAGUGGAAUGUAUAUUCAGGCGCUGGUGCGCAUUCUUGUUUUU